This is a messenger RNA of Acanthaster planci (crown-of-thorns starfish), 2233 nucleotides long. RefSeq names its product carbonyl reductase [NADPH] 3-like. NCBI's taxonomy places the organism in Eukaryota, Metazoa, Echinodermata, Asteroidea, Valvatida, Acanthasteridae. The record is from RefSeq and is a predicted model, not a curated record. Gene Ontology annotation, molecular function: carbonyl reductase (NADPH) activity.
GUGUGGAAUAAAAUAAUGUUGACCCUUGUACGGCAGUGUACAAGCAACUCGCUCGUCUGAUCGCAACAGUGACGACGCCGAACGCAGAUAAUCUAAUCGAGCAUUAUACACAACACUCAUUGCUGGUCUCGACAAACUCGGGUCUACACCGUAGACCAGUAAAAAAUACCGAGACCGGGAGCAGCACUGAGAUCGAGACCAGCGGUUACUGAUCCAACGACGUGUCAGUGGCUCAAACUUCAAAAGAUCUGAACAGUGAUCACGGGCGGCAGAUCGCAUCACACUAAGGCGUCUUGUAUUACGUCUGAUCGAAACUAGGCUUGCACCAGUUUGAGCGAUCCUGUGGCGUUCAAAACGUAACCGACCCGUUUACACACCGUCGCUGUGCAUUUCAACCGUUGCCAACAGGCAGGAUCACUGCUCUUGGCAUCAAACGAGUCUGUGGUGAAAUCAGCCAUGUCCAAGGCUCAGCGUGUUGCAGUGGUAUCAGGAGGGAACAAGGGUAUUGGAUUUGCUAUUGUGAGGGCGCUGUGCAAGCAGCUGGACAAUGGAAUCGUCUACCUGACUGCCAGGAACGAGGAGAGGGGGAGGGAGGCCGUGGCCAGACUCAAUCGGGUGGGGCUGCAGCCUAAGUUUCACCAGCUGGACGUUACCGAUCCGGCCAGCGUGAGCAAGCUGAGGGAUUUCCUACAGAAGACGCACGGAGGCUUGGACAUACUGGUUAACAAUGCUGGAAUCGCCUUCAAAGAAGUGACGGUUACCAUCUGUGAAGGACAGAUGACGCUGAGUUUAGACUGUGAAAAGGAGCCAUCUUCUACGGACUCUACAGCUACUUUGGACGGUUCAUCCCCAACAUUUGGAGAGAAAGCAUCUAUUACCAUGGCAACCAAUUUCACUGCUGUCUUGAAAAUCAAUAGAGCUCUCAUCCCGCUGAUACGUGCUCAGGGAAGAAUUGUCAACUUGGUCAGUAUAUGCGGGGAAUGGACAUACGACAAAAUGAGCAAGGAACUGCAAGGUCGUUUCCAAGGAGUCAAAACGGAGCAGGACGUGGAGCAGCUCAUGCAGGAAUUUGUGACUCUUGCCAAAGCCGGCAAUCAUGCUGGGAACGGCUGGCCUGAAUUCGCCUACGGAGUAUCCAAGAUGGGGGUCACUGCACUUACCCGAGUCCAAGCUGCUGACAUCGCCAGGGAUAAGACAAAGGAGGAUGUUCUCAUGACAUGUUGUUGCCCAGGCUACGUGGCCACAGACAUGACGAACCACGAGGGGGAAAGGACAGUCGAUGAGGGCGCCUCUACGCCGGUCUACUGCGCCCUGCUACCACCCGGCUCCAGUCGAUUCAACGGCAAGAUGUUCAUCGACAAGGAGCUACACGAGUUCUGGUAGAACCGAAACAAGAUGAGCCAUUGACGAGUACAUAGUUGGCUCACUUGGUCUUUGCUGCGAAGCUCCAUCUGAUGGUUUUUCUGGGCAGGUGAUGUCCUAUAACAUAAUUCUUAACUGAAGCAACGAAAAUAUGCCGGCUUACAAUCACUAGGAUAUCUAUUUCAUGUACCAUUUCAAAGAAUUGUUUCCAUCCUUAAUAUAUAUAUUUUUUAAAGUUAAACCGACAACAUUCAACACUGCAGUUUUAAAUUAUGCUGAAAUCUGUUUGGGUAAGCAAUAUGCUUAUGGCUUCAGCUCAGUGAAAUACUAGCUCCCAUCUUCAAUACUGCAAUUUAGAUUAAUUUCUUACUUAUCUUGCGCCAAUUCUUCCAAUUUAACUGCUCUUGGUCAAGAACAUCGAAAGAGCCAAAAUUCGUAUUUCAAAUUCAAAAAUUAUUAUUCUUAGGGGUUCAGCUGCCGGAGAGCUUAGCCAAUUAAACUCCACAUCGAACCCGAAUGUCCUAUCAAUAAUCUUCUGUGAUAACUAUGGAGUCUCUUUAUUCUUUUCUUAAACCAUUCUUGUGACGUCACCCUGUUCAAAAAAGUUUCAAUUGUUCUUAAGAAUUAAAAAAUUACAGUUAACUGUACCUUUAAGAAUGUGCAGUAAACUAUAUUCAUAAACUGGUGAAUCAAAAUUGAUUUGGUAGACCACAGAAAUCACUGCUGUGACAUUACAGCGCUUUAGGCGUUCUGCAGGUCGAUGUCUUCUCUAAAGUUUUCGAAUUUAAUAUCCAAUAUCCAGAUUUUUAUUUAAAGUGAAACACUUCUUUCGUUACUUUAAAUUUUUAAUAUGUCUUGUUCAUUUUUUAUA